Messenger RNA from Mesocricetus auratus (golden hamster), 1599 nucleotides. It is a transcript of the gene Ackr5, whose product is annotated as G protein-coupled receptor 182. NCBI's taxonomy places the organism in Eukaryota, Metazoa, Chordata, Mammalia, Rodentia, Cricetidae. Gene Ontology annotation, molecular function: G protein-coupled receptor activity. The record is from RefSeq and is a predicted model, not a curated record. Gene Ontology annotation, biological process: G protein-coupled receptor signaling pathway. The transcript has 2 exons. The coding region runs from base 188 to 1381 and encodes 397 amino acids. Gene Ontology annotation, cellular component: membrane.
GGAAAAACCCCAGCCCUCUCCCACAGAGCCCCGGCCAGUGACAGACACAGAGCAGAGCUGCCUGCAGGCAGAAGCAGAGCCGACUCCACAUCCUCCGCUUCUGCAGCCUCCUGACAGCUAACAGCCCCAUCCCCAGGCUCUGCGAGAUAGGUGCUCCCAGGAGAUAUUCAGGCACUAGCUGGUCCUCAUGUCCGUCAAAGCCAGCCCUGGUUCCAGCCCCACUUUAGCACCCAGCAAUGACUUCGGGGAGAUCCACAACUGGACAGAGCUGUUCCGCCUUUUAAACCACACCUUUUCCGACUGCCACACGGAACUCAACGAGAAUGCCAAGCAAGUAGUCCUCUUCGUCUUCUACCUGGCCAUCUUUGUGGUAGGGUUAGUGGAGAACGUCCUGGUGAUCUGUGUCAACUGGCGCCGUUCGGGCCGGGCGGGGAUGCUGAACUUGUACGUCCUCAACAUAGCCAUCGCCGACCUGGGCAUCGUGCUGUCCCUGCCCGUCUGGAUGCUGGAGGUCAUGCUGGACUACACCUGGCUCUGGGGCAGCUUCUCCUGCCGCUUCACUCACUACUUCUACCUUGCCAACAUGUACAGCAGUGUCUUCUUCCUCACUUGCCUCAGCAUUGACCGCUAUGUCAGUCUCGCCAGCCCCUCUCCCGCCUGGCAGCGCCACCAGCACCGGGUGCGGAGGGCUGUGUGCGCAGGGGUCUGGGUCCUCGCUGCUAUCAUCCCACUGCCUGAGGUGGUCCAUAUCCAGCUGAUGGAUGGCUCAGAGCCCAUGUGCCUCUUCCUAGCACCUUUUGAAACGUACAGCGCGUGGGCCCUGGCGGUGGCCCUGUCUGCUACCAUUCUGGGCUUCCUACUGCCCUUCCCUCUCAUUACGGUCUUCAACAUCCUGACGGCCUGCCGGCUUCGGAGGCAAGGACGGCCGGAGAGCAGGCGACACUCCUUGUUGCUGUGGGCGUACGUAGUCGUCUUUGUCGUCUGCUGGCUGCCCUACCAUGUGACUAUGCUGCUGCUCACUCUGCAUUCGACCCACAUCUUCCUCCACUGCCAUCUGCUCAACCUGCUCUACUUCUUCUACGAAAUCAUCGACUGCUUCUCCAUGCUGCACUGCGUGGCCAACCCCAUCCUCUACAACUUUCUCAGCCCAAGCUUCCGGGGCCGGCUGCUGAGUAUCGUGGUCCGUUACCUUCCCAAGGAGCAGGCCAGGGCAGCGGGCCAUGGGGCUUCCUCCUCCUCCUCCACCCAGCACUCCAUCAUCAUUACUAAGGAGGGCAGCCUGCCCGCUGCAGACCUUCACCCCCAUCCCACACGGAACUCUCAGGCAUCCUCUCCGCCUCCCAACACCUCAUCUACACUCUGCGAUUCCAUAGCCAGCUGAGCUAGAUUCCAGACUCUUCCAUCAGUAACGAAGUUCGGAUCUGGGGGAGGGGACAGGGGAAGACUGGCUUGUUCGGGGUCAAUUUUAAAUAUAUCCAAAUGUCGGUUGUGGGGAGAGGGAGAAGGGUUGGGAAGGAGAGUCUAGGUCCUCCCUUAGUGGCAUGUUAUUUGUUUGGGUCCUCUUGGAGGGAGAGCGUGAAAUAAACAGUAGAGAAAGUC